UGUUAACGGAAGGCCGAUUGAUCCUCAUCAGCCAACCGCCACCUGCCUGGUAGUUGAACCAGUUGCUCAAGGAAUGGAUGGAACUGCCCGAGGUAUGGUCAUGCAUCUGGAAAACCCCUCACCAUACACCAUACAACAGCAACAGCAAGCCCAACAGCAGGCUCAACAACAAGCACAGCAACAAAUGCAACAACAAAUACAGCAACAGCAAAUGCAGCAGGUUCAGCCAGUGCAACAAUUGCAGCAAGUUCAGCCAGUGCAACAAAUGCCGCAAGUUCAGCAAAUGCAGCCCAUUCAGCCAGUGCAGCAAGUUCAGCGGGUACCACAGGUUCAGCCAGUGCAGCAAGUUCCACAUGUGCAACCCGUGGCACCCCCAAAUCCUCUCUAUACUCCAGCUCCCCCUAUAGCUGCUGCCCCAGUAAACACUCCAAGUGUGGCCACUAUUCCUGCUCCGUUACCUCAAAUUCCUGCUCAGCCUUUUACUGCUCCUCCUCCUCCCACUGUUCCUCAGAUCCCAGUGGCUCCUGUAGACCCUAAAAAAAAUGCGGACCCUGAGUUUCUGGCAUUGCUGCAAAAAGAGGGCCUCUCAGAAAGCACCAUCACCUCUCUACUGCAGCAGGGCUUUGACUCCACUGCAAUGCUGGCUGUUAUGGAGGAAAAUGAUGUGCGUUCAGUGGCUCCAAACUUGGGACAAGCUCGGGUUCUGUCGCGUGUUGUGCUUGGUUGCAAGCGACCACCUGAAAUCCUUCCUGCUACCCCCCUGCAUCCCAAUGCUCCGGUCCGCGGCAGAUCCAACAGCUUUAGCCAUCGCAGUGACAUUUACGUGCAUCAGCCGCCACCCUUGACUCCGGGCAUGGAGUCCCAGUAUAUGCAGCCACCCUCUACCCCCAUGCAGACUAUAUCUCCAAGGAUGGGUGAAGGUUAUAGUCGCAGACCCAGCAGUGCUCCCUCCCAGCAUCUUCUUGAGACCAGUGGGUAUCCUGGAGCCAGGUCUGCAGGAGCAUACAGUGGUGCUGUGGUUCCAGUCCAGCCUCGCGCUUUAUCAGGCUACAAUCCUCAUGCUGGCUUGCCCAUGCCACCUAUGACUGCAAUGUCCCAACAGAUUCCAUCACAUCUACCAGGAAUGCCACCACAAAUGGCAGCUUUGCCAGCCACAAUCCAUGCAAUGCCACAGCCAUUGCCAGCAGUUCCCCAACCAAUGACUGUGCCUGCUUUGGCGCCGCAGCAGGCUCCAAAGGCAUACACCACCAACUAUACUGUACCAAUGGAGUUGAUGAAAAGGGAUCGGAGCUUGGCUACAAUGUCACCCAUGCCUAGUCCCCAUGUAAACCCACAAGUAAUGCGCAAGGCUGGAGUGUCCUCAGACAGAGCCCUAGUACCCGUUGGUGGUGCCUUCCCAGGCCAAAAUGUGAGUCUGUCUAAUCAGAAGCUCAGCCGGCGUACUGGACCUCCGGUCAUUGUCUCCACUAUGGCAUCGCCAGACACAAGUAUAAGGCCACAAAUCAUGAACGGUCCGAUGCAUCCUCGGCCGCUGGUCGCUCUGCUGGACGGGAGGGACUGUACCGUAGAGAUGCCCAUCCUGAAGGAUUUAGCCACUGUGGCGUUCUGUGACGCUCAGUCAACGCAGGAAAUACAUGAGAAGGUUGUGAACGAGGCGGUGGGGGCGAUGAUGUACCACACCAUCACUCUGACCAGAGAAGAUCUGGAGAAAUUUAAAGCCCUCCGAAUCAUAAUCCGCAUCGGUAGUGGAUAUGACAAUAUCGACAUUAAAGCAGCUGGAGAGAUGGGUAUUGCGGUGUGUAAUAUUCCAUCGGCCGCCGUGGAGGAGACGGCAGACUCAACGCUUUGCCACAUCCUGAACCUGUACCGGAGGAACACCUGGCUGUACCAGGCCAUGCGUGAGGGCACACGGGUCCAGAGCGUGGAGCAGAUCAGAGAGGUGGCGUCAGGGGCUGCCCGCAUCAGAGGAGAAACACUCGGACUUAUUGGCUUUGGCCGAUCGGGACAGGCUGUGGCUGUUCGAGCAAAAGCGUUUGGCUUCAGUGUGAUCUUUUAUGACCCGUACCUGCAAGACGGUUUAGAGCGAUCGCUGGGCGUCCAGAGAGUUUACACCUUACAGGACCUCCUGUACCAGAGCGACUGUGUGUCUCUCCACUGCAACCUAAACGAACACAAUCACCACCUCAUCAACGACUUCACCAUCAAGCAGAUGCGACAGGGAGCAUUUCUAGUCAACACAGCACGAGGGGGUCUGGUAGAUGAAAAAGCCCUGGCUCAGGCUCUCAAAGAGGGUAGGAUACGGGGGGCCGCCCUGGAUGUUCACGAGUCUGAACCCUUCAGUUUUUCUCAGGGUCCUCUGAAGGACGCGCCCAAUCUGAUCUGCACCCCUCACACGGCGUGGUACAGUGAGCAGGCCUCACUUGAGAUGAGAGAGGCAGCGGCCACUGAGAUCCGCAGGGCCAUCACCGGUCGUAUUCCAGACAGUCUCAGAAACUGCGUCAACAAAGAGUUUUUUGUGACUACGGCGCCGUGGGGGGUGAUGGAGCAGCAGGUACAUCCAGAGCACAACGGCGGAGCCUACAGCAGAGUGGCCCAGCCGCUACCAGCCGUUUCUCCUGGCGGCCUGCAAGACAAAAUGUAUACCUAAACAAUGACAGGUUUCCUCCUGGUGCGGUAGGUGUGUCUCCUGGUGGCAUGGGUGGACAGAUAGAGGGCAUGAUGCCCGGCGGGGUGCCCGG
Messenger RNA from Sinocyclocheilus rhinocerous, 2738 nucleotides. Its product is annotated as C-terminal-binding protein 1-like. Gene Ontology annotation, cellular component: nucleus. Gene Ontology annotation, molecular function: DNA-binding transcription factor binding; oxidoreductase activity, acting on the CH-OH group of donors, NAD or NADP as acceptor; transcription coactivator activity. The record is from RefSeq and is a predicted model, not a curated record. Bases 74 to 2647 code for a protein of 857 amino acids. NCBI's taxonomy places the organism in Eukaryota, Metazoa, Chordata, Actinopteri, Cypriniformes, Cyprinidae. The transcript has 10 exons. Gene Ontology annotation, biological process: regulation of transcription by RNA polymerase II.